CAGACACACCUGAGAGCGAAGAGGGUUUGAAGUGACAAAGGGAAACGAGAGCAGCUUCGGUACAAAGAGGGAAAUUAAGGUAAACCGGUGGAUAAUCUGACUCUGCGGGCGACAACAGUGGAGUAGUCUAGUAGGGGAGUCCUCAAAAGGUUUUUUUUUUUGGUCAAAGUUUACAAAUAUCUUAUUAGUAGUUUCCGAAUUGGCAGUUUGAGAGCACGAGAUUCUACGUCAGAGACCAGUUUUCCACCUCCAGCUGUACUUCUUCGUUGAUGGCCUGGCUUGUCCCGAAGAUGCCCCCUUUCGCAAGCGCCCUGCUGUUGGUAUUCCUGCUGUCCCUCCGCUGUCCCCGUUGCUUGGGACAGCAGUGCUUCGACAAUUUCGAGAAGGGCGAGAAGGAUUUCGUCCUGGAUACGGAUGAUUCCGUGAAAGCGGGGGCCACCUUCAUCGCGUCACCCAGCAUCUCGAGCCCCGACGACUGCGUGCACGAGUGCUGCCGGGUCCCCAACUGCAACGUGGCCCUGAUCGAGAAGCACGAGGCAGGGGGCAGCUCGUGCUUCCUUUUCGACUGCCUCUACAAGCAGGAGUACGUGUGCAAGUUCAUGCGCAAGGUUGGCUUCAACACCUACAUCCUGAAGUCCGUCUAUGAGGCUAAUCUGAAGGGCUCCUCCACUACUCAUCCUGAUAAGCCUCCCAUCGCUAAGACCGGACAAGACCGUGUGGUGCAGUCACAGGAAGAACUAAUGCUGGAAGGGAAUGAAAGUUGGGAUGACCAUGGGAUUGAGAGCUACCACUGGAAACUUGUUUCUGGGAAUCCUUCAAUUGUCAUAGAUAAAACCAACUUGCCGGACCAAGUGAAGGUAUCCAAUCUCACCCCUGGAGUCUACAAAUUUGAGCUGACAGUUGUCGAUUCUAUAGGCCAGUCUAAUUCAGCAGUUGUCAAAAUCAUAGUUCUCACCCUGGAGCAGUCUCAGAACCACUGUCUGGUGCCCAAGAAAGUGGGCAUGUGUCGCGGCUCUUUCCCCCGCUGGCACUACAAUGCGGCCACAAACGGCUGUGAGCCGUUCACCUUCGGGGGCUGCAAGGGAAACAACAACAACUAUCUGACACAGGCGGAGUGCACCAAGGCCUGCCAGGGCAUGUCUGCCACUUCACCCUCGGGAAGGAUGGGAAUUGUUCUUGUGCCAACAGAGAUCUGUGGGAGCCCCUGCACCGCUGAUCAGUUCACUUGCGCCAACGGCUGCUGCUUGGACAAGGGUGGGGAGUGCGACAUGACUACUCAGUGCAGCGAUGGCUCCGACGAGCGGUCCUGCAACAACUUGGAUAAGCAGUUCAAAGUUCUUCUUCAAAUCCCUGUUAAUGAACAGAAAGUUCGCUGUACAGACCCCCCAAGAACAGGACCCUGUCGUGCCAGCUUUACCCACUGGUACUAUGACCCACUCUCCCGAAAGUGCUUAAGGUUCAACUAUGGCGGUUGUGAGGGGAAUGACAACCGGUUUGAAGUUGAGGAUGCCUGCAUGAACACCUGCAGAACUGUAACAUCGGAAGAUGUCUUUGCAAGGGGAGCUUUUGAAUACCAGGAAUCUCAGCACAGCCAGUCAGGUACCAUAGCCAUUGCGGUACUGCUGGGCGUGGCCAUCCUCAUCAUGCUGGCCAUCCUGGGGUACUGUUUCUUGAAGGGCCGGAAGGACCAGUCACGACCCCAGCGUGUGGCUGCCAAUGGAGGCCAUACCUUUCCUGUGGAAGACACGGAACGCUUGGUCUACAACAGCACCACCAAGCCCAUCUGAGCUGGCACUGCCCCCUGCUGACACAGGCCUGACAUUGCAGCAAACUAUACCUUCAGAAAGUGAGAGACUUGUGCAUGUUCACAGACAAAUACAAACAAGAUGCAUGUGUCACCUUUGUGUCUGCUUAAAAACACAUAGGGUAGGGAGGCUUUUGUGUCACACAUACUUAUAUUUGGACCCUUCAGAGCUGAAGCUGCCUCUCUAUUCCUUGAUCAUGGAGAAAGGUAGCAGCAGGACUUCCACAUGCAAAGAAACAUGAAGCUUUUUUUCUCCCAGACUUUUCUGAUUUCUAGCCUCUACAUUUAGCACAGAAGCCUUACUAUUAGGCUGCAAGUGGCUCAGGGUAAUCUCUUCUCGGGGGUGAAAUAGUCUGAGUAAAAACCCUCAGGUGGUUCUGUCCUUCCUUGUCUGACCAGCAGACUUUAGAAUCUGAAUGCAAAACAUUUCCAUUUGAAAAUCUAGACCUACCAGUUUUUUAAUCCCUUUUAUUGUUUUCUUUAGCCAUUUAUGAUUUUAUUAAACAUUUUACAACAUGUUGCUUGGACAUUAAUUUUCCAAAAAUUCACUUGUCAUUAGUCAACUGUAAUUGGGUUUGUUUACUGCAAAACAGGCUUUCUUAAUCACUAGUUAUUCAUAGUGAGUGGAAGACAGAACAUGGGAAUGGCCUUUGGUGGUUAUUUAUACAGUGUUUAGAAAAAUGACGGUACUUUUAUGCCAAGUUGCUGCAAACCAGGAUUUUAUCAAUACGUUUUGUAUAUAGUUUUUAUACCUUUGUUCAGAAAUUGUCAUAUAUAUAUAUUUCAGAGUGAUAAAUAAAAAGCCUGAGUACAAUGUUUUUUCUGGUUUUAACUUUACUGAGAUUGUUUGCAUUAACUUUUAAAGUGAAAGAUUAAAGACAAUCUACUGCA
Scleropages formosus (Asian bonytongue) is the source of this 2695-nucleotide messenger RNA. It is a transcript of the gene spint1a, whose product is annotated as serine peptidase inhibitor, Kunitz type 1 a. Bases 270 to 1787 code for a protein of 505 amino acids. Gene Ontology annotation, cellular component: plasma membrane. The transcript has 11 exons. Gene Ontology annotation, molecular function: serine-type endopeptidase inhibitor activity; protein binding. Gene Ontology annotation, biological process: epidermis development; epithelium development; extracellular matrix organization. The record is from RefSeq and is a predicted model, not a curated record. NCBI's taxonomy places the organism in Eukaryota, Metazoa, Chordata, Actinopteri, Osteoglossiformes, Osteoglossidae.